Molecule: messenger RNA, 1754 nt
Organism: Cuscuta campestris
Lineage: Eukaryota; Viridiplantae; Streptophyta; Magnoliopsida; Solanales; Convolvulaceae
Source: the annotation of a GenBank genome assembly
CCCUAAAGCAGUAUAUAUACACUUGUGUGUGGUGUUUAUUUGACAUUCAAAUCCCUCCAUCAUUUUAUUUCAUGCCAUAAAAAGAAAGACACCUAGUUUUCAUAUAGUUCUUUAUACCUACAAAUCCAUGGACUCUCUCCCUGAUGAUCCUCAAGAGCAACAACUUCUUCAAAGAUGGCCAACUUUCACAGAGGCCUUUGAAGAAGUGAAGGCCAUUGGAAAGAUCUCAGGCCCAACAGCUCUAACAGGGCUGCUCCUAUACUCAAGAGCUUUCAUCUCCAUGCUCUUCCUCGGCCGCCUCGGAGGCCUCGAACUCGCCGCCGGCUCUCUCUCCCUGGGCUUCGCCAACAUCACCGGCUACUCGGUCAUCACGGGCCUCGCCUUGGGAAUGGAGCCCAUUUGCGGCCAGGCCCACGGUGCCAAGCAGACGGCACUACUGGGCCUGACCUUGCAGAGGACCGUCCUCCUCCUCCUGUCGGCCGCUGUCCCCAUCUCUUUCCUGUGGCUCAACAUGUACAAGAUCCUCCUCUGGUGUGGCCAGGACGAGAAGAUCUCGGGUGUCGCCGGGAACUUCAUCGUCAUGGCCAUCCCGGACCUCUACGUCCUCUCCCUCCUCCAUCCUCUGAGGAUUUUCCUCAGGAUGCAGGGCGUCACUCUCCCAGUGACGUCCUGCUCUGCCGCGUCUGUCGCCGUCCACAUCCCCCUGAACAUCCUCCUCGUCCGCCGCUUCCAAAUGGGGGUGGCCGGAGUCGCCGUAGCCAUGGUCUUGACCAACCUCAACCUCUUCAUCUUCCUCUCCCUUUAUAUCUACUUGUCUAAAAAGUACAGAGACUAUUUUUGCCACGUGGCUAUAAGCAGGGAGUGUUUUAAGGGUUGGUCAACGUUGUUGACCAUGGCAGUCCCCACGUGCGUGUCCGUGUGUCUCGAAUGGUGGUGGUACGAGCUGAUGAUGAUGUUGUGUGGACUUUUGGUCGUCAACCCUAGAGUCACACUUUCGUCCAUGGGUAUCUUGAUCCAAACGACGUCGUUUCUCUACGUCUUCCCCUCGGCCCUCGGCCUCGGGGUGUCGACCAGGGUGGGGAACGAGCUGGGCGCCAACCACCCAGCCCGGGCCCGCACCUCCAUGAUCGUCUCGAUGGUGUGGGCGUUCGGGCUUGGCGCGGCUGCCAUAGCGUUCACCACCCUGAUGAGCCACAAGUGGGCGAGCAUCUUCACCGCGGACGUGGAGGUUCUCGAGCUGACGGCCGCCGUGCUGCCAAUUGUCGGGCUCUGCGAGCUCGGCAACUGCCCGCAGACGACCGGGUGCGGGGUCCUCAGGGGGACCGCGAGGCCGGCCGUCGGGGCGAACAUAAACCUGGGCUCGUUCUACGCGGUGGGGAUGCCGGUGGCGGUGGUCUUAAGCUUCGCGACGAAGAUGGGCUUCGCGGGGCUGUGGCUGGGCCUGCUGGCGGCGCAGGCGUCCUGCGCCGCCCUCAUGCUAAUCGUGCUGUGGAGAACUGACUGGAAAGUUCAAGUGGAAAGAGCAAAACAGUUAACACAUCAGUCUUCAUCGUCCUCUUCAUCAUCAACACUUGAUGAUGAUGAUCCUAUUAUUAUGAUGAACACAGGAGAAAAAGAGGUCUUGGAAAUGGUGGUGAAGCCGCAGGAAAGUGUUCCUCUGAUUUGCAGUGAUAUAUAGAUGAUGAAUGGUUGAAUUAUUGCUUGUUUUUCAAUAUGAAUAAUGUUAUGUGUUGUAAUGAAUUCCAGAUCAGAUG